Messenger RNA from Mirounga angustirostris (Northern elephant seal), 1624 nucleotides. Its product is annotated as heterogeneous nuclear ribonucleoprotein C-like. The coding region runs from base 359 to 1246 and encodes 295 amino acids. NCBI's taxonomy places the organism in Eukaryota, Metazoa, Chordata, Mammalia, Carnivora, Phocidae. The transcript has a single exon. Gene Ontology annotation, molecular function: RNA binding. Gene Ontology annotation, cellular component: nucleus. The record is from RefSeq and is a predicted model, not a curated record.
CUCACAACCAAAAAUAUGGAAGAAUGAGUGGACCAAGGGCAUUCUGGGAGCAUUGUAGAAUUCCAGGCUUGAUAUUCUAGCCUACCACUUAAAAACAUUUAAAGAUCUAUACAAUGGGAAAGAUAAAAGUUGAUGGAGCUAACUACCUUUUAAAAAGUAUAUGCACUCAUUUUGUGAAGAGACGAAGACUGAGCGGCUUGGCUGCGUUGUCGAUCUCGACCAGCAGUUGGCUUCUCCACGUAGAACUCGGGAGAAGGAGAUUCAGAAUCAGAUCUCUUCUCCCUUCUCCCUCCUGUGAGAUUUUUUUGAUCUUCAGCUACAUUUUUCGGCUUUGUGAGGAACCUUAUCAUCAAAGAAAAUGGCCAGCAAUCUUACCAACAAGACAGAUCCUCGCUCCAUGAACUCCCGUGUAUUCAUUGGGAAUCUCAGUACUCUUGUGGUCAAGAAAUCUGAUGUGGAGGCGAUCUUCUCAAAAUACGGCAAAAUUGUUGGUUGCUCUGUUCAUAAGGGCUUUGCCUUCGUUCAGUAUGUUAAUGAGAGAAAUGCCCUGGCCGCUGUGGCAGGAGAGGAUGGCAGAAUGAUUGCUGGCCAGGUUUUAGGUAUUAAUCUGGCCGCAGAGCCAAAAGUGAACCGAGGAAAAGCAGAUGUGAAGCGAUCUGCAGCGGAGAUGUACGGCUCCUCUUUGGACUUGGACUAUGACUUUCAACGAGAUUAUUAUGACAGGAUGUAUCGUUACCCAGCACGUGUUCCUCCUCCUCCUCCUGCUAUUGCUCAGGCUGUAGUUCCUUCAAAACACCAGCGUGCAUCAGGAAACACCUCACGAAGGGGCAAAAGUGCCUUCAAUUCUACGAGUGGACAGCGAGGAUCUGCUUCCAGUUCUGGAAAGUUGAAAGGCGAUGACCUUCAGACCAUUAAGAAGGAGUUGACCCAGGUAAAACAAAAAGUGGGUUCUCUACUGGAAAGCCUGGGGAAAAUUGAGACAGAACAGAGCAAACAAGGAGUAGAGAUGAAGAAUGGUAAGUCAGAAGAGGAGCAGAGCAGCAGCUCCCUGAAGAAAGAUGAGACUAAUGUGAAGAUGGAGUCUGAGGGGGGUGCAGAUGACUCUGCUGAGGAGGGGAACCUACUGGAUGAUGAUGAUAAUGAAGAUCGGGGGGAUGACCAGCUGGAGUUGAUCAAGGAUGAUGAAAAGGAGGCUGAGGAAGGAGAGGAUGACAGAGACGGCGCCAAUGGCGAGGAUGACUCUUAAGCACAUAGUGGGGUUUAGAAAUGUUGUCCCGUUAUUUCUUUACCUAGGCUUUUGUCGAAGAUCAAAAUUUUCACCAGAUCCUCUCCCCUAGUAUCUUCUUCAGUGCAUGCUCACUGUUCUCCCCAUCCUUGUCCUUCCCAUGUUCAUUAGUUCAUAUUGCCCUGCGCCUAGUCCCAUUUUCACUUCCUUUGACGCUCCUAGUAGUUAUGUUAAGUCUUACCCUGUAGUUUUUGCUUUUAAUUUUGAUACUUCUUUAUGACUUAACAGUAAAAAGGAUGUGUGGUUUUUAUCAAUUGUCUCCAAAAUAAUCUCUUGUUAUGCAGGGAGUACAGUUCUUUCCAUUCAUUCAUACAUGAGCUCAGUAGUUGCUUCCCUAAC